AUGAAGCUUCUUUCUACAGCUUUUCUGCCAGUCUUAGCAGCUGCCGCAUCCUCCUCCCCUUCUGUCACAAUAGAUGCUGGAACAGUCCAGGGUGGAAAGUGCGAAGGUGGUCAAAAGGCAGUCUUUUACAAGGCAAUUCCCUUCGCUGAGCCUCCAGUCGACAAACUACGUUUCGAGCCGCCUAAAGCCUAUAAAAACCAAUAUCCUCAAGGAACACUAAAUGCAACCACUUCGGCCCCAACCUGCAUUCAAUUCUCGGAUGACUUCACCGAGAAAAAGUUGGGCACAACUGCACUGUCAUCCGAAGACUGCCUUUACCUAGAUAUUUGGGCGCCAUCUACCGCCACUGAGAAUUCAAAGCUGCCCGUCAAAGUUUGGGUUUACGGUGGAUCUGAAACAGAGGGUUCUAUUUCGGACCCGCUCUACGAUGGCUGUAACACAGCAGAGGCAGGAUCCAUUCUUGUUUCAGUCAACUACCGUGUGGGCCCCCUUGGUUUCAUUGCUCUCGAAGCUGCCGGACUUUAUGGCAACCAGGGCAUCCAAGACCUUAUUAUGGGAUUAGAAUGGGUUCAAGACAACAUCGCGGCCUUUGGAGGAGAUCCGAAAAAGGUCCUCCUCUUUGGCCAAUCGGCUGGUGCUGAGAACGUAUACGCCAUUGGCUCUCUUCCUCAGGCACCUUCUUUGAUGAAUGGUAUCAUCUCAGAAUCGGGCGGUGGUAGAAGUCUUAGCGCAAAUUCAACCCAGCAGAAGGUUGCCGCGUCAUUUGCUCAGAAGCUCAAUUGUACCAUUAGUGACAAAUCCUGUCUCCAGUCCAAGACACGUGCUGAACUGGUGGCUGCGUAUGAAGCCGAUGAAUACUUGCGGCAGGGAGUUGGAUACUACGGCACGCAGGGGUCUCUCGGUGUCCUGAGCCAGGGAACUCACAAUUUCUACCCCUAUGUCGAUGGCAGUGUCAUCGACGAAGACCCCCACAGCCGUGGAGUGCAAGUCCCGGCAGUCUUUGGAUCUAACUAUGACGAAGCCAUCAUUUAUACGUUGGAAUGGGUUAGUUUAGCUAAGACCACUCCAACCGCAUCAGUAUACAAAGAGUUCCUCCGCAGUAAUUUUGGCAACGCCGCCUCGCUUGUUGGGAAAAACUAUUUGCCAUCUUUGUUCGAACCAGAGGCCAAGCUCAUUAUUGAAGCUUCCAGUGUGUUUGCUGACAUGAACUCGACCGCGCUCGCAAUCGUUCUGGCUAUGACCCAAGUCAUUACCGAUUCCACAUACAAGUGCCCGGCAUGGUACGGUGCGGCACAAGCAACUCGCAAAGGUAUCCCCGCGUGGACUUACCAAUUCACCCACGGCUCGACAUGUCCUUGGCUGUUCUCCAUAAAUAAUACCACCGUCAGCCUUUUCAACGCCUCUCACACUGCUGAAAUUCCAUUUGUUUUCGGUAACUUGGAUAACUCAUAUCUCCCGGCUGGGGAUUGCAAUUCUACAGCGGCCGAAUGGAAACUCGGUGGCCAGAUGAUGGACUUGUGGACUGCCAUGGCAGCAAAUGGCAAGCCAUCAACUAAUGAGAUUGAGUGGCCGCAGUUCAAGAAUCAAGGGAAGAAUCUUACGAUUCCCGGUUUGAUCUUCGACAACUCAGCUGUUGUUGGAACAGUCGAUUACACUGGAUGCGAUCUGUGGAUUGAAGUGGAUGCGAUGCUAUCAGUCAGCAAUGCUACAGCCUCGACGACACCCAGUGCGACCGCUGGCAAACCGACGUCCUCACCGUCGCCCACUCAAUUCAAUGCCGCAACCAUGCUGCUCCCUCAAUUCGGGGGAUAUUUUGCUUUGACGAUGGUUCUCAUGGGACUCGCUGCACUUUAG
Molecule: messenger RNA, 1854 nt
Organism: Penicillium soppii
Lineage: Eukaryota; Fungi; Ascomycota; Eurotiomycetes; Eurotiales; Aspergillaceae
Exons: 5
Coding region: 1-1854 (617 amino acids)
Source: RefSeq, a predicted model, not a curated record